AUGGAAAGUCUUCGUACUAUAUCUUAUAACAUUAUUCAUGGAGGAGAAAUUCAUGAGCCUAUUAUUCCUUCUAGAAAAAUUCGUCAGGGGGAUCCUAUCUCGCCAUAUCUCUUUAUAAUUUGUGCAGAAGAUGAUAGUUUCCUCUACUUUAAAGCUACAAGGGAGGAGGCGCAGGGAGUUCUAGAGUUGCUUAAUAAGCUUGAAAAGGCUUCAGGGCAAAAGGUGAAUUUGAGUAAGUUUUCUAUUUUCUUUAGCUCGAAUACGGAUGAGGGAGUUUGUCAUAGAAUUCUGUCUACUCUUCACAUGAGAGCUGCAGAUGAUCACAUUUUUUAUCUUGGUUUUCCGAGUGUAAUUGGAAGAAAUAAGAAUGUGACGUUUGGUUUUUUGAAGGAGAAAGUUAGGAAGCGCAUUAAGAACUGGGAUAGUAAGUUACUUUUGAGAGCGGGCAAGGAAGUUUUAUUGAAAUCUGUCAUCCAAUCUUUGCCUUCUUCAACUAUGAGUGUCUUUUUAAUCCCUUUGGAAAUUUGCAAAGCUAUUGAUCGUCUUAUGGGGAGAUUCUGA
This is a messenger RNA of Cannabis sativa, 561 nucleotides long. RefSeq lists its product as uncharacterized. The record is from RefSeq and is a predicted model, not a curated record. NCBI's taxonomy places the organism in Eukaryota, Viridiplantae, Streptophyta, Magnoliopsida, Rosales, Cannabaceae. Bases 1 to 561 code for a protein of 186 amino acids. The transcript has 2 exons.